Messenger RNA from Peronospora farinosa, 669 nucleotides. The record is from the annotation of a GenBank genome assembly. NCBI's taxonomy places the organism in Eukaryota, Oomycota, Peronosporomycetes, Peronosporales, Peronosporaceae.
AUGACGAGUCCCACGCAGCAACAACAAGACCACAAGGUUCACCAGGUCGGCUUAGAUGAGCUACAUGAAGAAUUGGACACCACACCUGUGCACGCCGCAGCCCGCACGGGUUGCUUUGAAGAUCUCCGUGAGAUUCUACUAGCUGACGCCACGCAGGUCAUGGCACUCGACAAGUACGGAUUGACGCCUCUGCAUUGGGCGUGUGACCGUGGAGAGGCUGCAAUAGCCCGUUUCUUACUGCAACACGGCGCAGAUGUCAACGCUGUAGAGCAACGAAUGUUCAAGCGACGACCGCUGCAUUUUGCUGUCCUGGCGACUUCCGAGGCGACGGUACUCGAACUUUUAGCGUACCACGCUAAUGUACUGGUCGUGGACUACCGCGGAUGGGCGCCGAUCCAUGGAGCAGCUUAUAAUGGACAUGUGGGCUCCUUAACAGCAUUAUUGGACGCUGGAGCGAGCGUCGUCACGCAGUUGACGAAGCGGCAUGAGACGGCGUUGCACGUCGCUGCUAGUCAAGGAAACAUAGAGGCCAUUCAGCUGUUAUUGAAGCAUAAUUCUGACGAUCGAAACCUGUUGGGAAUAAAAGAUGGAGAUCAUUUCACAGCGGAAGAGGUGGCCGCUCGCAGUGGAUUCGAGGAUAUUGCGCGUCUGCUAGGCAUGCAACGCUAA